AUGAUUCGCUCGGUCACGUCUCUCCUCAGUUCAGAGGCAUGGAAGCUGCUUAUCGGACUUCUCGCCCUCUUUUCCGCAGCCCUUCUCUCGCGAUCGCUCGGCACCUUGCGACGGAACAAAAGCACUCCUUUCAGCAACAAGCCAUCAACAAGAAGCCAUGAAAAGUCCAAGAAGGAAUCCGACUCGUGGCAGAUGCCUAUCCCAAGCCCUUACCCUGACUGGUCCAUCGACAAGACCAAGCCACUUCCCUACCGCGCGUUUCGAUAUGGGCCCAAGUACAACGUCACGAUGGGUCUCCGUUCCAUCCAGCCGCACGAAUGGAUCGAGCUCGACAACCAGUUUCCCAAGUUCCACGCCGACAAGGCAACUCGGAUCCAGGAAAGGGGCGAGAAGUGUGUGGGGACGGACCCUGAGGCCUACCCGGCAGCCAUGGAGCUCCUGGAAGAGCUGGUCCAGUAUCUGCCCGCUCGGUACCCAACGCUCUUCAAACGCACCGCCGUCGGGAUCGACAACAUAUGGUCCGGGGAGUCCUUCGACAUCACCGAGUCGCCCCUCAAAGAAGAUCCCAUGGCCAUCGCCGCCAGGCUCGUGCAGGACGACCUCGCCAUCAUGAUCGAGCGGCCGGACGGCCAAUACUACCUCCUCGCCGGCGCCAUCCUGCUCGCGGGUUUCUGGCGGCUGGGCGACAAGUUCGGCAUGUCCCUCGAGGAGAUUCACACCUCGGGCGACGUCCCCCACUACCGGGAGAAGCUGCACACCGGCAUGGCCAGCUUCUUCCGGCGCCUCCGCCGCGACCAGAUCUACUCGCGCAACAACUACUUCAUCCAGGUCGACGACGCGCUGCCGUGGAGCUGGAGCAUCGGCCACGAAGACAGCCCCGUCGUCAGCUGGAGCACGGCCGAGAAGAACAGGGCCGUCGAGCACCACUACUUCCGCUCUGAGAGACAGUCCCUCCGCCGGCUCCCCCGGACCGGGGCCAUCGUUUUUACCAUCCGCACCUACUUCCACCCCGUCACGGAGCUUGUUGCCGAGGACUACGUCCCGGGCAGGCUGGCGAGCGCUAUCCGCAGCUGGGACGAGACCGUGGCCAAUUACAAGGGACGGGAGAAGUACGAGACGGUCCUUUUGGAGUACCUCGACAGGGAGCAUCAGAAGCAGGUGGCCCAGGGGCUGGACUUGGAGAAGGAGGACGAGGUCCGUCGGUAUCCCUGGUGA
Colletotrichum destructivum is the source of this 1215-nucleotide messenger RNA. Its product is annotated as Putative hem-dependent oxidative N-demethylase, alpha subunit. Bases 1 to 1215 code for a protein of 404 amino acids. The transcript has a single exon. The record is from RefSeq and is a predicted model, not a curated record. Lineage: Eukaryota; Fungi; Ascomycota; Sordariomycetes; Glomerellales; Glomerellaceae.